AUGUUGGAGCAUGUGCUACUGUUGACCAUAUGGGCAAUCUCUGCCUGUGGUGCCCCAAGCCCCUCUGGUUUGGGGGGCCGCUUUCACAUUGAUCAAGUCCAUAACCGUAACGCCAGACGUAAUGGCCCUGUCGAGUAUGCCUUCGCUCACGCCAAGUACCAUGCCCCGAUUCCAAAAGGCCUGUCCAAGACCAUGGCUGCGAUAAAAAAGGUUAAUAUCAAUGCGGGCAACGCAACGGGUGAGGUCCCUUCUUGGCCACAAGAGCUCGACAUCGAGUAUUUAAGUCCCAUCAUGGUCGGCGAGCCUGCGCAGAUGGUAUGGAUGAACCUCGACACAGGGUCAUCGGAUACCUGGAUGUAUGCAUCAACGACCGGAGAGGGUCACAAGGGAGACCAGAAGUUCUAUGCCCCGGAAGUCUCCAAAACAUCAACGCACGUGCCCAACACAUCUUGGUGGAUCGAAUAUGGCGAUGGCACCUAUGCAAGUGGUGAUGUAUGGAAAGACACUCUCUCCAUCGGCGACGUUGAAAUCAAGAACAUGACGAUUCAGACGGCCUUGAUGGCAUCGGUGGCCAUGGUCACGGACGUCAACAUGUCUGGUCUUGCUGGCCUCUGUCCUAAUCACCCCAGCACUGUCAUGCCUAGCCAACCGACUCUGCUUGAGAAGCUCGAGCCAGUGCUUGACGAGUUCGUCUUCGCUGCUGACCUUCGAUACCAGGACACUGGUCGAUUCCGAUUUGGCCAUGUACCCAAGAGUGAUUACGAGGGCGAGAUUCACUGGGCCAGGAUGAACAAGACAUCCAAGUUUUGGCAGUUUGACAUCAACAGUGUCCACGUGGGUGGCACCAACAUAUUGUUGCAGUCAACCUGGUCCUUUAUUGCCGACACGGGCACCACGCUGAUGCUUUUGCCCAUGGACCUAACCAAGAUGUACUACGAUCAGGUGCCGGGGGCCGAGUAUAACGAGUGGUACGAUUCUUACACAUUCCCCUGCAACGAGACCAAAAACCUGCCGAGUUGGGACUUCCAAAUCGCGGGCCUGAAUGGCACUGUCCCGGGCCACUACAUCGCGUACACCAAUGUCACUGAGAAGCUCUGCUAUGGGGGCAUCCAACCGUGGUCGGCCGAGACGUAUGGAUUUGGCAUCCUUGGCGACGUCUUCCUCAAGGCCGUCUACGCAGUUUUUGACGUGCAAAACAAGACGGUUGGGUUUGCGAACAAGAAGGUGAGGGCUUAG
Molecule: messenger RNA, 1236 nt
Organism: Pyricularia oryzae 70-15
Lineage: Eukaryota; Fungi; Ascomycota; Sordariomycetes; Magnaporthales; Pyriculariaceae
Exons: 4
Coding region: 1-1236 (411 amino acids)
Biological process (GO): proteolysis
Molecular function (GO): aspartic-type endopeptidase activity
Source: RefSeq, a predicted model, not a curated record